AUGGCGAAAAUCCACAAAUUACGGUUUGAACUGCUUGACCAUCCGCCUUACUCAUCAGAUCUAGCCCCAAGAGACUUGUUUUAUUUCACUUGUCUAAAAAUUUCACUCGGAGGACAGAGAUUUUCGUCAAAUGAGGAGGCAAUUACCUACGUGAACAAUUAUUUUGCAGGGAAAAACGCCGAGUACUAUUUGGACGGAUUAGAGCAGGACAGAUGGGAGCAUCGCUGGGAGAAGUGUGUAGAGGUACAAGGAGACUAUGUACAAAAAUAA
This is a messenger RNA of Parnassius mnemosyne (clouded apollo), 270 nucleotides long. Lineage: Eukaryota; Metazoa; Arthropoda; Insecta; Lepidoptera; Papilionidae. The record is from the annotation of a GenBank genome assembly.